Molecule: messenger RNA, 1875 nt
Organism: Rhodofomes roseus
Lineage: Eukaryota; Fungi; Basidiomycota; Agaricomycetes; Polyporales; Fomitopsidaceae
Product: gamma-glutamyltranspeptidase
Exons: 12
Coding region: 1-1875 (624 amino acids)
Biological process (GO): glutathione catabolic process
Cellular component (GO): plasma membrane; fungal-type vacuole
Molecular function (GO): glutathione gamma-glutamate hydrolase
Source: RefSeq, a predicted model, not a curated record
AUGGGCAAGCCUGAGCAUGGCGCGCCUGUAGAAGACACUCGGAGCGGUGUGGUCCUUCCCCUUCACCGAACCGCCGCUAAACGAGAUGCGACGCACAGAAGUAAGAUCGCAGUAGCGAUCGCUGUCUUCGUCCUAGCUGUCCUCUUCGUCCCCCGAGACACUGUCGCGCGCCUCUGCAAUUCUCAUCAUGCUCACUUCACUCACAAACACGGUGGUGUCAGACGCCCUGCCCCCUCCGGAACCCGCAACAAGGCAUACAUCGUCGAAGCGACGCACGGAGCUGUAGCGAGCGAGAACGAAAUUUGCUCAGACGUGGGAGUGGGCAUACUGAAGCAGGGAGGAAACGCAGUGGAUGCCGCCGUCAGCACUACGCUAUGUAUAGGGGUGGUCAACAUGUUCUCGUCGGGCAUCGGAGGAGGAGGCUUCAUGACCGUGCGCAUACCUCCGUCGUCACCCAAUACCUCCUCGGAGGUGUAUACCAUCGACUUCCGCGAGAUGGCGCCCGCUGCGUCGAAUAAUACCAUGUUCGUCGAGGAACCCAUGAAGGCGCUCAUUGGCGGUCUCUCUGUCGGCGUACCAGGAGAGCUACGUGGCUUGGAGGAGGCGCAUAGGCGAUGGGGGAGCCUUCCGUGGAAGACACUCGUGCAACCCAGCGUCAGACUCGCGAGCGGUUGGAAGGUGCAGCGUGAGCUUGCCGAGAGGAUUCGCAUCUCAUUCUUUAAGCCAUUGAUGCUGAACAACCCUGAUUGGAGCGCUAUCUUCGCGCCUGAGGGCCACUUACUCAAGGAAGGCGAAACCAUUCGGCGCACGAAUCUAUCACGCACUCUGGCAGUGAUUGCGGAAGAGGGUGCAGAUGCGCUGUACAAGGGCCCCAUUGCCGACUCACUCAUCAGGAAAAUUCGCGCUACGGGAGGGAUUAUGACCCACGAAGACUUGCAGAAUUAUGCGGUACAUGUCAGGCCUGCACUUCAAGGGACUUAUCGCGGGCGGAAGGUGUAUACCCAGCAUGCCCCGACCUCAGGACCGGUUUUGUUGCACAUGCUGAACUUGGUCGAGCAUUACGAAGACCUCACAGAGGAAGGGCGGACACCGCUCAACAAUCAUAGACUCAUAGAGGCGAUGAAAUUCGGUUUCGCUGCUCGGACGAGAGUGUGCGACCCUGCGUUUGUAGACGACACGAAACUUAUAGACGAGAUCCCGACCAAGGCAUACAGCGACAUCAUCUUCCCCAAUAUCACUGAUGACAGCACACAUACGCCGGAAUAUUAUCAUCCAAUGUUCGACGUCGUCGAAGACCAUGGAACGAGCCAUUCGUCUGUAGUAGACGAGGACGGCAUGGCGGUCGCAGUUACAUCCACAGUGAAUCUUGUCUUUGGCUCGCACGUGCUUGACCCUGAGACGGGCAUUAUUCUUAACGACCAGAUGGACGACUUUUCUUCUCCAGGUACCCCGAACAGUUUUGGCCUCUUUCCUUCUCCAUUCAACUAUCCCGAGCCCGGGAAACGUCCGCUUUCAUCUACCGUGCCGACGAUCGUGGAACACGAAGACGGCACGUUCUACUUGGCCGUCGGCGGCUCUGGGGGAUCGCGGAUUUUCCCGGCCGUCUUCCAAGUGAUCCUCAACAUGGGCUGGGGUAUGGACGUUAGCGCUGCAAUUGAACACGGACGGCUGCAUGAUCAGCUGUACCCUACCAUGGUUGUUGCGGAUAAUACACUGCCCGCAGAGACACUGGAUUUCCUCCGAGCGAAGGGACACAACGUCACAGUAACGGACAUCAAUCGCAUAGCAUCUGUGGUUCAGGCAGUCGCCAGACAAGGGAACAAAGUCUUCGCUGCUAGUGACUCCAGGAAAAGAGGCGUCGCUUCUGGAUACUGA